AUGGAAAGACUUGAUGUACUGAGCUUCGCGAGAAACGAUCCUUCAGCUGUGUUAUUCAGUUUAUUUAAUGGUCGAAUUCGUUAUUGGCUAUCGCUAUUUUUGUUGCACAAUAAUGAUCACAAAAACCGGUACCCAAUUGAUAAUUUUCAUCGAGAGAAAUUGCCUCUUUCAUUCAAACAAUUACUAAUAAGACGUACUGACAUUAACAGCGUGAAUGUAAUUUGGGGACAUGUGCUUGGUGGUAUCAAUCACUCUAUUCCUGGAGUAGACGGACGGACCGCAGUAUCUGGGAUUUCCUUUGGAAUAGUUCGGUCUUCAACACUGCAUUUUUCGAUUAUGACGGAACAUGAUUGUGCAAUGCAUAAAUCUAAUCUAGUACCUACCGUUAUGGCAAGGGUAGCAGAAACAUUUGUUCUGGUACCACUUGGUAUUUACGAGAUAAUAAUUUCAUCGAGAAGUCUCGAAAAUACUUGUAUUUAUAUUAAAUCCAUGCCAUAUUACUAUGGCAGUGCAGAUUUUGCUUCUCGCGAUGGAAAUCAAUAA
Messenger RNA from Loa loa (African eye worm), 543 nucleotides. RefSeq lists its product as hypothetical. NCBI's taxonomy places the organism in Eukaryota, Metazoa, Nematoda, Chromadorea, Rhabditida, Onchocercidae. The coding region runs from base 1 to 543 and encodes 180 amino acids. The transcript has 6 exons. The record is from RefSeq and is a predicted model, not a curated record.